This is a messenger RNA of Brugia malayi, 120 nucleotides long. RefSeq lists its product as uncharacterized. Bases 1 to 120 code for a protein of 39 amino acids. Lineage: Eukaryota; Metazoa; Nematoda; Chromadorea; Rhabditida; Onchocercidae. The transcript has a single exon. The record is from RefSeq and is a predicted model, not a curated record.
AUGAAGAUGGUGGUCGUCCUUUUGGCUUUGUCAAACAACUCUUUGUUGGCGGUGGUAGUGGAGGGGGCGGCAGAGUUUCUUUGCUUUCUUUGGUUGGCUUAUAAACUGAUUUUUGCAUAA